AUGCAUACCAAUGCUGAACGCGUUCCAAGUAGAGGCCAGUGUGCGUACGAACCGCAGCGUAUAGUCCCCGAGCGCCAGCUUCCUUCAGAGGCACGCGCCUUGGCGUGUGCCGGGCGUGUGCAGUGCCUGCGCAGCGGAACUGGCACCAGUAGGUCGGGCGUGCUCCCUACGAACUCGGAGCGGGAUCGGCUUUCGGGGCGUUGGCAGGCACCAGCACUUGCCUUUGCCGUCAUGAGUCCGACGCUAUACAACGUGUUUCGACGCCAUAUGAACUGGCGGCAGUGCGCUCUGUUACCAGCAGCAUUUGCAGAUAGAGCUCGACUCCCGCUAGACUUGAAGAGGUGUGCGCGAGACUCGGGACGCGCUCUCAGUCUGAGAGCUCAGCAGUCGCUGCCACAGAACACAACACGUGAGACACCGUCGAAGCCAGUGGCACCAACGCCGCCCUUCCAAACAGAUGGUGAACAACACGCGCAGCCACAGGGACGCCUGAUCCGGGUACCACCGUCGCGCAUUCGAAACUUUUCUAUUACUGCUCACGUGGACGCGGGCAAAUCUACCCUGGCGGACCGGCUACUCGAACGAACAGGCGCAGUAAGUGCGCGUGAGAUGCGAGAGCAAUACCUUGACUCGCUGGAACUGGAGCGUGAGCGAGGGAUUACGGUGAAGCUGCAGGCAGCGCGAAUGAACUAUACCGCACACGACGGCCAGACUUAUGUGCUGAACCUGAUCGACACACCGGGCCAUGUGGAUUUUUCCUAUGAGGUCUCUCGUUCACUGCAAGCGUGCGAGGGUGCACUUCUGCUGGUGGAUGCGACCAAGGGUGUCGAGGCGCAGACACUCGCGAAUGCGUACCUGGCGAUGGAGAACAAUUUGGAGAUCGUCCCAAUUCUGAACAAAAUAGAUCUGCCGGCAGCGCAGCCAGAGCAGGCAUCCCAGGAGGUCGAGCAGGUCAUCGGUAUUGAUAUGCGCGAUGCAGUUCGGACCUCGGCGAAACUGGGUAUUGGCAUCGAAGAGACACUGGAGGCAAUCGUGAAACGGAUUCCGCCACCCCGAGUCCGCGACGAGAAUGCCCCGCUCCGCGCGCUCAUAUUCGAUAGCGCCUAUGACGAUUAUCGCGGAGUCGUGGUCUACUUUCGUAUCGUUGACGGUACCUUACGCAAGUCGGAUCGUAUUCGCUUUAUGGCGAAUGGCCGCGAAUACGACGUCGAUGAAAUUGGCGUUUUCACACCGAAACCGCUUCCUGUCGAAGAGCUGUCCGUUGGCGAGGUCGGCUACCUGGUGGCUGGCAUCAAAACCGUAGCGCACGCUCGCGUUGGCGACACGAUUACCCUAGCACGCCAUCCUGCAUCUGAACCGCUUCCGGGCUACAAAGAGGUCAAGCCGAUGGUGUUCAGCGGUAUCUUCCCCGCCGAUGCAAGCAUGUAUAACCAGUUACGAGAUGCUCUCGAAAAACUGAAACUCAACGACGCUGCGCUCUACUAUGAAAACGAAAACUCGCCGGCACUGGGCUUUGGCUUCCGUUGCGGUUUUCUGGGCCUGCUCCAUCUCGAUGUGGUCAUCGAGCGCCUCGAGACAGAAUACGACCUCGAUCUUGUGACGACGGCACCUUCGGUUGUCUACCGCGUUCAUACGACCAGCGGCGAGGUCCUCGAGAUCGACAAUCCGUGCAAGUUGCCGCCACCGACGAAUAUUGAACGAAUCGAGGAACCCUAUGUGCGUAUCGAAAUGAUCACACCAGCAGAGUACGUGGGAUCGCUCAUGGAGCUCGCCCAGAGCCGUCGUGGCGAGUUCCUCGACAUGCGCUUCCUCACCGAAUCCCGGGUGGUGCUCAUUUACGAGAUGGCCCUGGGGGAGAUGGUGAGUGACUUUUUCGACCAGCUCAAGUCGCGGAGCAAGGGCUUCGCUGGCCUCGACUAUCGCCUGGUUGGGUAUCGAGCGAGUGACCUGGUGAAGCUCGACAUCUCCAUUCACGGUGAAGUUGUGGACGCCAUGAGCGUCAUCUGUCAUCAAUCAGCGGCACAAGCGAUUGGACGGAGUCUGUGUCAGCGACUCUUGGAGAUCGUCCCGCGUCAACAGUUCAAAGUCGCCAUCCAAGCGCGUAUUGGGUCCAAGGUCAUUGCCUCCGAGCAUCUGAACGCGCUGCGGAAGGACGUGACCGCCAAGUUGUACGGUGGCGACGUCACACGCAAGAAGAAACUGCUCGAAAAACAAAAACGAGGAAAGAAAAUCGCCGCGGAACGAGCCCUCGCAAGCGGCAUUCGCGUGCCGAAGGAGGCGUUUCGAGCGAUUCUGACGGCGAAACGUGACGCCGCUUCCUAA
Molecule: messenger RNA, 2322 nt
Organism: Cyanidioschyzon merolae strain 10D
Lineage: Eukaryota; Rhodophyta; Bangiophyceae; Cyanidiales; Cyanidiaceae
Product: GTP-binding protein of LepA family
Exons: 1
Coding region: 1-2322 (773 amino acids)
Biological process (GO): positive regulation of translation
Molecular function (GO): GTP binding; GTPase activity; ribosome binding
Source: RefSeq, a predicted model, not a curated record